AUGAAUAGUUCGACGUUUAAUACCCCCAGUACUCCUGUGCGCCAGCAUGAUAGUUCUAGGUGUACUCCCGUUCGUCAGCUCGAUAGCAUCGGGAAUUCACAUAAUUUGAACUCUUCUCCGGCAACGGUGACAUCUAUAAAUUCUUUAAACGGGAGUGCUUCACGAAGAAGGCUGGUCUUCAUCAGACGUUCAGCUGCCAUAAAUGAAAACCCUGAACACCUUGCUCAAGAUCCUUCCUCGGAUCCUCUUAGAGUGCUUUUAGAUGAAGAGGAUGGAAUUACGAGUACUUCAGGGACAGUUGGAUCAAUUAGAACAUCCAGAUAUCAACGCGGUGAUAUACACCCUACCACUAGAUUACCUUUAGAUGGUGAUAAUGAGAAUGGUAAUUUGGAUGAAUUGCCGGCUCGUGAAAAAAUAAAAGAAGUCAAAAAAUCUUUCGAAGAUUUUCUUCUUAAUUUUAAACUACAAUACCGUAAAGAGAAAGAACAAGUUAGAGUUACAGAUAUGGACAGGGAAUUUUUCUAUCAAUAUUAUAUGCAAAAGAUUAAACAAACUGAAAUAUACAAAAUGAACCUUGACAUGCAAAACCUUCUUGCAUAUGAUCCAUCAAGAAGAUUAUAUUUUCAACUUAUGAAUUAUCCCCAAGAAGUUCUUCCAAUUUUUGAUGACGUCCUUACAGCCACUUACAAAAGGCAUUGUGGGAUCAAUGAUCCCAAUAACCAAAUAAUGUUGAAGGGUCUUUUUAUCAGGACCUCCCCUAUACUCCCUGAAAUGUCUGCUGCAUUUUUCCGAUGUUCGAUUUGUGAUUCUUGUGUCGAGGUUGAGGUGGAUCGCGGCAAGAUUGACGAACCUCACAGAUGUCGCAGACGUGAAUGUAACUCAACAAACACAAUGACUUUAAUACACAACAGGUCUUCUUUUAAAGAUAGGCAAGUUUGUCGAUUACAAGAAACCCCAGACAACAUUCCUGAUGGGCAAACUCCUCACUCUGUUUCUGUUUGUUUAUACGAUGACCUAGUCGAUUCUGUACGACCUGGUGAUAAAGUUGAAUUAACCGCCAUUUAUCGUUCUGCGCCAAUUCGGGUUCAUCCACGCAAACGUACUAUUAAAGCUUUGUUUAAGACAUAUCUUGAUGUUGUUCAUAUUGCAAAAGCUGAUCAGAGUCGUUUGAAUAGUAUGCCUGGUCACGAAGAUUAUUUGAGUUAUGAUUUAAAUGUUGAAAGCGAUGAUUUAACUAUUGUUCCAGAAGCAAAUGGGGAAAAUGAUCUAAUAAUUCGGGAAGAUAACACAAAUACUUCAUCAAAUAAACAUGAAGCCAGACCAGAAUUUACAGAGGAAGAAAUUCAAUCUUUUGAAAAUAUGGCAAAGCAACCUGACUUAUAUAAUUCUCUAGCACAAUCGCUAGCACCAAGUAUUUUCGGAUUAGAUGAUAUUAAAAAAGGUAUACUCUUACAGUUAUUUGGAGGAACUCGUAAAAAAUUUACGAAGUCAGGUUCGCCUCAAUAUAGAGGUGAUGUGAAUGUUUUGCUGGUCGGUGAUCCUGGUACUGCAAAAUCUCAGAUGCUUCAGUAUGUCCAUAAGAUUGCUCCUCGUGGAGUUUAUACUUCUGGAAAAGGAUCCUCAGCGGUUGGUUUAACCGCGUAUGUUACAAGAGAUCCAGAUACGAAACAAAUGGUGCUAGAAAGUGGCGCGUUGGUACUUAGCGAUGACGGUGUUUGUUGUAUUGAUGAAUUUGAUAAGAUGUCAGAUGGAACACGCGCUAUCCUUCAUGAAGUGAUGGAGCAACAAACUGUCUCUGUUGCUAAAGCUGGGAUUAUUACAACUCUUAACGCUCGUACAUCUGUCCUUGCAUCUGCUAAUCCAGUCGACUCGAAAUAUAAUCCAAAGCUUUCCAUAGUUAAGAACAUUGAUUUGCCACCAACCUUAAUGUCUAGAUUUGAUCUAAUUUACUUAGUAUUAGAUAAAGUAGAUCGGAAUGCAGAUAGGAAAUUAGCAAAACAUUUAGUUUCUUUGUAUAGAGAAGAUAAUCCUUGUGUUUCUAGAGAUGAUAUUGUGCCUAUCAAGACUUUAACAAAAUAUAUUAAAUACGCUCGCAAAAAUUAUCAUCCGUUUAUCGGAGAUGAUCAAUCAGCAAAUGCUUUGGUUAAUGCUUAUGUAGAUUUGCGUAAAAUUGGAAUUGAUCCUCGUUCUUCUGAAAAUAUCAUUACUGCUACAACUAGGCAGCUGGAAUCAAUGAUUAGACUAUCAGAAGCGCAUGCACGCAUGAGGCUUUCAAAAAAAGUUGACAUAUCGGAUGUUAGAGAAGCUGAACGACUGCUUAGAGAAGCAAUACAGCUUUCUGCAUGGGACCCUGAAACCGGUAGAAUUGAUAUGGAUUUAAUUACUACAGGGCAUGGUAGUUAUGAAAGACGUGUGCUUGAAGCUAUGCGUGACGCCUUUGCAAAGAUGUUGUUGGAAAUGAGUUCAAAAAGUAUAUCGCUUAAAAAAGCUUUAGAAAAUUUUAGAGCACAAUCAGAUGAGCCAAUUCAUGAUAAACAAUUUGAAAAUAUUCUCCGAACUCUAGAAUAUGAUGGAGCUAUUAAAGUUACUGGAAGUAGUCGAAGUGAUCGUAUGAUAACAGUUAUUUGA
Cetraspora pellucida is the source of this 2628-nucleotide messenger RNA. The record is from the annotation of a GenBank genome assembly. NCBI's taxonomy places the organism in Eukaryota, Fungi, Glomeromycota, Glomeromycetes, Diversisporales, Gigasporaceae.